GUGUUGUAGUUUCUCAAGUGGAUUACUUGGUGCGGACUGCGAAGAGCGAAGCGAAUUAAGGGCUUAAAAUCGAAUGGCUCAAAUUGGACCACAGCUUCGGCUUUCUUCCAUGUCUUCGUCAUUCUUCAAUGGAGGAGGAGGAGACCGACGCUCGCUCUCCGCCUUUUUGUCUUUGAAACCUCCUUCUAACCUUAACAGCGCUAAGCCUCGUUCUUUUUGCAGAGCUUCAUGGCAAGAGCUGGCGGGAGUGUUGGUGUUUUCAGCAAUUCCGUUCACGGUGGUCAAAGCCAUCGCUAAUAGCCCUCUAGGCGAGUCCCUGCAGAGGCAAUUGUUAGAGAAGAAGAAAGAAGCUGUCCAAAAUUCUUCAAAGUUCCGGGCUUUAGCUGACAAGGCAAGAAAUGAGAGCUUCUGGUAUGGAGAGGAUCGCCCUCGCUGGCUUGGUCCCAUCCCCUAUGACUAUCCUGAGUACCUUACUGGAGAACUGCCUGGGGAUUAUGGUUUUGAUAUUGCAGGUCUGAGCAAGGAUCCUGUGGAUUUCCAGAAGUACUUCAAUUUUGAGAUACUUCAUGCUCGGUGGGCUAUGCUUGCAGCCCUUGGUGUUGUGGUUCCAGAAAUAUUAGAUCUGUCUGGCUUCUCUCACUUUGUUGAACCUGUUUGGUGGCGGGUGGGCUAUUCAAAACUUCAGGGAGAGACACUGGACUACCUUGGCAUCCCAGGUUUACACUUAGCUGGAGGGCAAGGAGUGAUUGUCAUUGCUAUUUGCCAGGCCCUCCUGAUGGUUGGACCAGAGUAUGCAAGAUAUUGUGGGAUUGAGGCUUUGGAGCCUCUAGGGAUUUACUUGCCGGGCGAUAUAAAUUACCCAGGAGGAGUGCUCUUUGAUCCAUUAAACCUUUCCAAAGACCCAGUAGCUUUUGAGGAGCUGAAGGUGAAGGAGAUUAAAAAUGGGCGCUUAGCAAUGGUUGCUUGGUUAGGCUUUUACUCCCAAGCGGCUUUGACAGGUAAAGGUCCUGUACAGAACCUACUUGAGCACCUCUCUGAUCCAUUUCACAAUAACUUAUUUUCCAUACUCAAAUCCAUGUAAAACAUAUUUGUCAACUGCACCCAAAAUAUAGAUACUUUGUAAAGCUCUUGGUAGACCACUUUUAACUUACUAAUAUAUAUAACUGAUGAUUAAUUAUGUGAAUGA
Theobroma umbraticum is the source of this 1186-nucleotide messenger RNA. RefSeq names its product Chlorophyll A-B binding family protein. Gene Ontology annotation, biological process: photosynthesis, light harvesting. Gene Ontology annotation, cellular component: membrane. The record is from RefSeq and is a predicted model, not a curated record. NCBI's taxonomy places the organism in Eukaryota, Viridiplantae, Streptophyta, Magnoliopsida, Malvales, Malvaceae.